Falco peregrinus (peregrine falcon) is the source of this 2818-nucleotide messenger RNA. It is a transcript of the gene GAL3ST1, whose product is annotated as galactose-3-O-sulfotransferase 1. Gene Ontology annotation, molecular function: galactosylceramide sulfotransferase activity. The record is from RefSeq and is a predicted model, not a curated record. The coding region runs from base 395 to 1669 and encodes 424 amino acids. NCBI's taxonomy places the organism in Eukaryota, Metazoa, Chordata, Aves, Falconiformes, Falconidae. Gene Ontology annotation, biological process: myelination; galactosylceramide biosynthetic process. Gene Ontology annotation, cellular component: membrane. The transcript is spliced from 3 exons.
CUGGGUUAUUUUCAGGGGGUGUUAUUCAGUGGGCAGCCGGGAGCACAGCCAGCCUUGGCUGAAGGAUGCCUGGGAGCCAGAGCAGUGCUGGGGCAGCCGGCGCAAGCGGAAGCUCAGGGAGGUGAUGCUGUUCCCACAGCCGCUAAAUGGGGGUGCAGGGCUGGGGGGCUGCCCAGGGCUUUGUCCCCAGCUCAGGGGGAUGCUGCCGGCCACCAGGCUCUGCUUGCAGCCCCCCAGCAGUGGGAACUGCGGUCACGGAUGACGCGUCCCCUUGUCCUGCUGCAGAGGACAAGCCUGCUGCAAUGCGGUCGCUGGCGUGCCGGGGCUGCCGUUGCCCCCUGCAUCCCAGGCCUGUGGCGAGUGUCAUCGGCGUGUGGCUGGGCAGGUGACCAGGAUGCUGCACCAUGGGAAGCACUGGAGGUCUAUGUGCAAGGGGCUUGUCCUGGGGACCCUCCUGACCAGCUUCAUGCUGCUGCUCUACUCCUACGCCAUUCCCCCGCUGCAAGUCAGCGUGACAGAGAUCCCUGUCCCCUCCUCCUGCUCCUCCUACUUAGCCCCUGGCAAGUCCCCAGCAGUGGCCAACAGCACAGGCAGCCCCCCGGGAUGGAGCUGCCUGCCCAAGCUGAACAUCAUGUUCAUGAAGACGCACAAGACAGCCAGCAGCACCAUCCUCAACAUCCUUUUCCGCUUCGGGGAGAAGCAUCGCUUGAAAUUUGCCUUUCCCAAUGGCCGCAAUGACUUCUACUACCCCUCCUACUUUGAGCGCAGCCAGGUGCAGCACUACCGGCCAGGCGCGUGCUUCAACAUCAUCUGCAACCACAUGCGUUUCCACUACGAGGAGGUGCGCAAGCUCCUGCCGUCAGAUGCCACCUUUGUGACAGUGCUGCGGGACCCUGCCUACCUCUUCGAGUCCUCUUUCCACUACUUUGGGCGCGUCAUCCCCCUCACCUGGAAGCUGACGGGAGAGGACAAGCUGGCGGAAUUCCUCCGGGACCCCUGGCACUACUACGACCCCAAUGGGUUCAAUGCUCACUACCUCCAAAACCUCCUCUUCUUUGACUUGGGCUAUGACAACAACAUGAACGCCAACAGCCCGCUGGUGGAGGAGCACAUCCAGGAGAUAGAUCGCCGUUUCCACCUCGUCAUGUUGCUCGAGUACUUUGAUGAGUCCUUGGUGCUGCUGAAGGACCUGCUGUGCUGGCAGCUGGAGGAUGUCCUCUACUUCAAACUCAACGCCCGUAAGGGCUCCACCAUCUCCCGGCUGACACCUGACCUCUAUGAGAAGGCCACCUCCUGGAACCUCAUCGACGCCAAGCUCUACCGUUAUUUUAAUGCCACCUUCUGGCGUAAGGUGGAGGCCUAUGGGAGGGAGCGGAUGGCCAAGGACGUGGCAGAGUUGCAGAGGGAGAACGAGAAGAUGAAGAGCAUCUGCAUCGAUGGGGGACACCCCGUGGAUGCCAGUGCCAUUCAAGAGUCCUCUAUGCAACCCUGGCAGCCGCUGGGGGAGAAGUCCAUCCUGGGCUACAACUUGAAGAAGAAGAUCAACAAGAAGCACCAGAAGCUGUGCCGUAAGAUGCUGACACCCGAAAUCCAGUACCUGACUGACCUGGGGGUCAACCUCUGGAUCACCAAGCUAUGGAGCUAUGUGCGGGACUUCCUGAAGUGGUAGGGGACAGCAGGUGCCCCCCUCUCCCCGGGGAAGAACCAGGUGCUUUCAUUUUUCUUACUCAUGGUGUCUUUUGGUUGGACGUGAGCAGAACCAGCCGGAGGCUCCGGCACCCAGGGUCGGGAGGACCCUCCAUCACCUUCCUGCAGAGCCCCAGCUUGGGCAGGAGCCUGGGUGGGGGCUGCCAUCACCCACAGGCAAGGAGGGCAGAUCCUCUGCCUCCACACCUGCCUCUGAGGGGUCAAGGACCAGGGGCCUGGGGGUGGCUUUUUCCAGCAGGAUCCACUACUACUUUCCCCACAAAAAGGCCAGAGGAGAUAUUCAGGAAGGACAUGGCCUUGUCCCAGUGGGAGCAGGACAUCCAUCACUACGUCGCCAGAAGCACACCGUGGGUCAGUCAGUGCAGGCAGGGAUGUGCCCAGCCAGCAGUGGCGGAGGGUCCUCCUUACCUGGGGUGGGCAGAGCUGCCAGCAGGGAACCUGAAACUCGAGGGGCUCCUCAAAUCACCCUGUUUCCCUUGAGCCCUGGUUUUGGGGCUGCGUGUUGGAGCCUGCUGCACCACUCCGGCAUGUUCCAGCCCAUGGGUGUGAUGAGUGCGGCACGUUCUCAGCCCAUCCACAGCCAUUGGUCCAUGGCAGGCUGUGACCCGGAGCCACCUGGAGCCAUUUGGCACCCCAAAAGCCCCGGCAUUUAUCAGCGGGCUCAAGGUCACAGCAGGCAAAGGGUGUCCAUGCAGCAGGUCUCCUCCCAGCCCCCCAUCAUCCUGGUUAGAGGGCCCCGUGGCCCUGGUCCCUACAGGGGACAUUCCAGAAGGCUCACGGGGUCUGGUGAGAACUGGCACGGGGAGGAGAUGGGGAGUGGAGCGGGAUCUGGCAGCCACCGUCCCAGUAAUGCCAUCCCCCCGGCAUGGGGGGGUGCUGAGGACAGAGUCUGUUCCUGCCCCAUAGUGGGGACAAAACUCGGGCGUCCCAGCCGGGCUGGAUGACACUGGCAAUGCCGCGUCCUGCCAAGAGUGGCCCUGGCCGGGCACAAAGGUGGCACCCGCAGCUGAGCCUCCCCAGCAGCAAAUGGACCCCACCCAGCCCCCAGCCUGUGUUCUGCUCCCUUUGUAAAGACCAGAAAUAAAAAAGCAGUUCUACUUUUGUAAGAUAA